Molecule: messenger RNA, 3365 nt
Organism: Sorghum bicolor (sorghum)
Lineage: Eukaryota; Viridiplantae; Streptophyta; Magnoliopsida; Poales; Poaceae
Product: pyrophosphate-energized membrane proton pump 3
Exons: 15
Coding region: 631-3030 (799 amino acids)
Biological process (GO): proton transmembrane transport
Cellular component (GO): membrane
Molecular function (GO): diphosphate hydrolysis-driven proton transmembrane transporter activity; inorganic diphosphate phosphatase activity
Source: RefSeq, a predicted model, not a curated record
CCCACAAACUGCCUGCCUGCUGUCCACAAACUGCCUGCCUGCUGCCUCCGUCUUUCUGUUUCUCUGUGCGUCUCGGAGAAGGGAGAACCUCCCUCCCACUCGCCUCGCAGAUCCGCGGCGGCCUGCUUCGCUGCUGCCUUGCCUGCAAGCGUCAGCGGCAGGGGCGGCCCUUCUCCCGUGACCCACUUCGGUGCCAGCGGCUGCUCCCGUGGGUGCCGCCGCCUCGUCUCCCUCCUCCUUCCAGAUCCAUCCCCGUGCCCCGCGGCAGGGACCAGAUCCACCACCGCGCCACGAGCUCCGGCAGGCGGCAUCCGCUCGCCGCGGACGUCCCAGGAGUCCCGUUUGCCAGCGACGCCUGCACGCGCGCGGGCGCGCUACGAGCUCUCCGCCACCUGCCGGACGGCGUGAAUCAGCGACUUGACAGCAAAAGGACCCUUUCAAUCAAAGAGAAGUUUGUCACUGAGGCUGAAGAAAAUCUGGAUGUGUUUAACUUUUAGGGCUUACUAUUUUUGAGAGGUGGUCUGACAUAGACUAUCCAAAAUUCAGCGCCAGGGCUCAGGGGGCGACCUACCCCAAGUUGGGGAGUUCGUUCCUUUUCCAGUGACAAGGAGGGCAAACUCAUAUUCCAUCAUGAUGGAAGCGGACAUGGAAAAUGGAAGGUCGUAUCAAGAAAGACCAAGGACCUUUUCAACAGUACGAAGCAAAUCAUCUGUACCAGUGGCCUUCCGUUUGUUGAUGAGGAUAAAUCCCCGUGCCUUGAUUAUUCUCUCUCUUUUGGUCUUCAGUGGUGUUCUAUAUGUGGGAGCCAGUACAUCACCAAUUGUGGUCUUUGUGUUCUGUAUAUGUACUCUCAGUCUAUUCUUCUCUCUAUACCUUACAAAGUGGGUUCUUGCUAAGGACGAAGGACCUCCAGAAAUGUCCGAGAUAUCUGAUGCCAUAAGAGAUGGCGCUGAAGGAUUUUUUAGGACACAAUAUGGAACAAUUUCUAAAAUGGCAUUUAUUCUGGCCUUUGUCAUCCUUGGCAUUUAUCUCUUUCGCAGUACCACGCCGCAGCAGGAGGCGUCUGGCUUGGGAAGGGCAACACUAGCCUAUAUUACAGUUGCUUCUUUUCUCCUUGGAGCAUUAUGUUCUGGACUAGCUGGCUUUGUUGGAAUGUGGGUGUCUGUACGUGCAAAUGUACGAGUUUCAAGUGCUGCUCGGCGCUCUGCGAGGGAAGCAUUACAGAUUGCUGUCCGUGCUGGUGGUUUCUCAGCAAUUGUGGUCGUUUGCAUGGCUGUAUUUGGCGUGGCAAUACUGUACUCAACAUUUUAUGUUUGGCUUGGAGUAGAUUCACCUGGGUCAAUGAAGGUUACCGACUUGCCUCUUCUCCUUGUGGGAUAUGGUUUUGGUGCCUCUUUUGUUGCCCUUUUUGCUCAGUUGGGUGGUGGAAUAUACACCAAAGCUGCUGAUGUUGGAGCUGAUCUGGUUGGAAAAGUUGAGCAGGGAAUACCAGAAGAUGAUCCUCGUAACCCAGCUGUCAUUGCUGAUUUGGUUGGUGACAAUGUUGGAGAUUGUGCUGCCCGAGGCGCUGAUCUUUUUGAGAGCAUAGCAGCAGAAAUUAUCAGUGCAAUGAUACUUGGAGGAACGAUGGCACAGCGCUGUAAAAUUGAGGAUCCCUCUGGCUUUAUUUUGUUUCCUCUUGUUGUCCAUUCAUUUGAUUUGGUGGUGUCAUCAGUUGGAAUUCUCUCAAUCAGAGGAACACGUGACUCUGGACUCAUUUCCUCUAUCGAAGAUCCCAUGGCAAUUAUGCAAAAAGGCUACUCUGUUACUAUUGUGCUUGCUGUUCUUACGUUUGGAGUGUCUACUCGUUGGCUCCUGUACACGGAACAAGCACCUUCUGCAUGGCUAAAUUUUGCACUGUGUGGCUUGGUUGGGAUCAUCACAGCAUAUGCUUUUGUUUGGAUUUCGAAGUAUUACACGGAUUAUAAAUAUGAGCCAGUCCGCCUUUUAGCUCUUUCAAGUUCUACAGGACAUGGAACUAAUAUUAUUGCUGGAGUAAGUUUGGGACUGGAAUCAACAGCCCUACCAGUUCUAGUGAUAAGUGUUGCCAUUAUAUCAGCCUAUUGGCUGGGGCAGACUUCUGGCUUGGUGGACGAGUCUGGCAACCCAACUGGUGGUCUUUUUGGGACAGCUGUAGCAACAAUGGGGAUGCUUAGCACAGCAGGGUAUGUUCUCACUAUGGACAUGUUUGGUCCUAUAGCUGACAACGCCGGUGGUAUUGUUGAGAUGAGCCAGCAGCCUGAAAGUGUGAGGGAAAUCACAGAUGUUCUGGAUGCUGUGGGCAACACAACUAAAGCUACUACAAAAGGAUUUGCCAUAGGGUCAGCAGCACUGGCUUCCUUCCUCCUGUUCAGUGCAUACAUGGAUGAAGUAGCUUCUUUUGCUCAAUUGCCAUUCAAGGAGGUUGACAUAGCAGUCCCAGAGAUCUUCGUUGGUGGUUUAUUAGGCUCAAUGCUUAUAUUCCUGUUCAGUGCAUGGGCUUGCUCAGCAGUUGGCAAAACUGCACAGGAAGUUGUUAAUGAGGUCAGGAGACAAUUUAUUGAGAGGCCUGGUAUUAUGGACUACAAAGAGAAGCCUGAUUAUGGACGCUGUGUUGCAAUUGUGGCAUCUGCAUCGUUGAGAGAAAUGAUAAAACCUGGGGCUUUAGCAAUCAUAUCACCCAUGGCUGUUGGGGUUGUCUUCCGGAUUUUGGGCCACUACACUGCUCAGCCUCUUCUUGGAGCUAAAGUUGUAGCCUCCAUGCUUAUGUUUGCAACAGUUGCUGGGAUUCUCAUGGCACUCUUCUUGAACACUGCUGGUGGCGCCUGGGAUAAUGCAAAGAAGUACAUUGAGACUGGCGCUCUUGGUGGCAAAGGCAGCGAGUCCCAUAAGGCUGCAGUUACUGGUGACACGGUUGGAGACCCAUUCAAAGACACCGCGGGUCCAUCGCUGCACGUUCUUAUCAAGAUGCUUGCCACAAUCACAUUGGUCAUGGCUCCGAUAUUCUUGUGAUUAACCAACCACUCAAUCAAGCUUUGCCAUUAACCCUGCGGAGAUGUAUCUAUGCGACUUAUAGAUGAGGUGUUCACCUGCUUGUGAUGUAAUGAUCCACUCGGUUUUAGUAUCAAUCACUACAUGUUGUACCCAGAGAAAGAAGCAGCGAUUUAUACCCGUGUUUCACGGUAGAUAUAAUUAUACUGAUGAUGGAAAUGCCAUAUUUUGUGACGAACAUUACUGAACUAGUAGCCUGAAUUUUUGUGUUUGUUUAUUGCUGGAACAUUAUGGUAGAUUGGUAGCGUACUUGUAUACGCUAGCUGGAAGUAAUAAACGUUCCACUAUACAGCUUA